This is a messenger RNA of Oreochromis aureus, 1288 nucleotides long. It is a transcript of the gene tmem240a, whose product is annotated as transmembrane protein 240a. The coding region runs from base 201 to 728 and encodes 175 amino acids. NCBI's taxonomy places the organism in Eukaryota, Metazoa, Chordata, Actinopteri, Cichliformes, Cichlidae. The record is from RefSeq and is a predicted model, not a curated record. The transcript is spliced from 4 exons.
AGUGAAGGCUAGCGGCUUGCCGUGUGUAGGAGGGGACGGAGGGAGACCGGGCAGUUUGAAGGGACGGGGAGCCAGGAGCGGCGGCGGCGGCUCCAUGAGCGGCUCCUGCCGGGACAGAGCGCCCAGAGCCCAGCCGGAGCGUCUCCACCGCCGCGGGUAGAACCCCGGGCAACAGGACGGCGGCCAGUUUGGAAGUUUUGAUGCAUAUGAUCACAACCACCAUGAUUUUUAUGAUUCUUGGUGCUUCAGUUGUAAUGGCGAUAGCCUGUUUAAUGGACAUGAACGCACUACUGGAUCGCUUUCACAACUACAUCUUACCGCAUCUACGAGGGGAGGACCGCGUCUGUCAUUGCAACUGUGGAAGGCAUCAUGUCCACUAUGUAAUCCCAUAUGAUGGGGACCAUUCCUUGGUGGACUCUUCAGAGAACUACUUUGUGAGUGACAGUGUGACCAAGCAGGAGAUGGACUUAAUGCUGGGACUGCUACUGGGCUUCUGCAUCAGCUGGCUGCUGCUGUGGCUGGAUGGAGUCCUACACUGUGCCGUCAGGGCCUGGAGGGCGAGCCGAUACUACGAUACUCCAUCCUGGUCAUGGCUGCCCCAGUUCUGCAACCUUCGAGACCUCCGUCGCCGAGCCCAGCUCAGACAGCUGGAAGACUCCAGCGGCAACAUGGUCCACAUCAAGCAGAAGCUCUACCACAACGGCCACCCAAGUCCCCGCCACCUCUGACUCUAAAGCAAAACAACAAAAAAGAAUAAACUAAACAAAAAUAAUAUAGACGACCCCUGCCCCUCCCCUUGUACCCCUCUUCUCCUCCCUUCCAAAACACCUCUGACCCUUCCCAGCUGCCCCAAGGCCAACUGUUGCCUCAGAGACCCUGAAAAACUGCCCUCCCACUAUUCAUAACAUGGCCCUCCAAAACCCCAAUGACAGGACUUUCUUUUAACUAAAACCAGUCCCUGUCAGCACCUAAAAAAAUUAAUUUAUCAAUUAAUUAAUUAAAAAAAGUCCCAAAAUGGAGCAAGAUGACGAUUAUUUGUUGCCACUAAAAUCUUGUCUUAUGUCCAUGUCCACCAUUGUGGGAGGAAGAAGAAAAAAAAAAACAUUUUUAAGGGUGUUUUUUUCUGUAUAGAGACAUUUUCUGUGUUCAUUGUUAAACUUGGCAUGCUCUUUUAGAACAGGGUAAGAUGUGGGUAGUGUAUGGAACGGGGCGGCAAGACAGGUGUCAUUAUAUAUUUUGUUUUUUUUUUCUCUAUUGGGUGGGACCAGGAUUUUGUUGGCACAGGGUA